CUGUUGGUACAGCACCAGGACCUGUCGAGAUUUGGGAUAUUCACAAGAGUAAAAGAAUUAGACAAAUGAAAGGACACAGUCAACGAGUAGGUGCUUUGGCUUGGAACUCGUACACUGUCAGUUCGGGUAGCCGCGACAGAUUAAUUUAUCAUAGGGAUGUAAGAGAUCACAACGACUAUACGAUGAAGUUAAUAGGACACAAGCAAGAAGUUUGUGGUCUUAAAUGGAAUCCUGAAGGAACACAACUUGCCAGUGGGGGCAAUGAUAAUAAACUUUUGAUCUGGGAUAGAGCGAGCGACAUCCCUGUUCAUAAAUUUCCUUACCACACAGCUGCAGUUAAGGCUAUUACGUGGAGCCCACACUCACACGGUCUUUUGGCAAGUGGCGGUGGUUCACAUGACAAAAAAAUUCGUUUUUGGAGCACCACGACAGGUGAAGUUUUAGGAUGUUAUGACACGGAAUCCCAAGUUUGCAAUCUUGCCUGGUCCAGACACUCAAAUGAGCUUGUGUCGACCCAUGGAUAUUCUCAAAAUCAAAUAAUUCUUUGGCAGUAUCCUAAUAUGGAACAGUUGGCCGUACUAAAAGGUCAUACUUUACGUGUUCUCUAUCUAUCCGUGUCUCCAGACGGAGAAAACAUUGUUACUGGUGCUGGGGAUGAGACAUUACGCUUUUGGAAUGUGUUCAAUAAUGGAAAGAAAGAGAAAAAACGUAUGACGGUGUUCGAUAUUCGCACCCAAAUACGUUAG
This is a messenger RNA of Acaulospora morrowiae, 746 nucleotides long. The record is from the annotation of a GenBank genome assembly. NCBI's taxonomy places the organism in Eukaryota, Fungi, Glomeromycota, Glomeromycetes, Diversisporales, Acaulosporaceae.